This is a messenger RNA of Ruditapes philippinarum (Manila clam), 2305 nucleotides long. RefSeq lists its product as uncharacterized. The transcript has 4 exons. Bases 122 to 769 code for a protein of 215 amino acids. The record is from RefSeq and is a predicted model, not a curated record. NCBI's taxonomy places the organism in Eukaryota, Metazoa, Mollusca, Bivalvia, Venerida, Veneridae.
GCAGAUCGAUCUGUUGACGUCACUAGGUUGCUGUACCAGAGUUUAUUAGAAUGAGAAAUUAAAAUGGUGGAUUAUGCGACUUUUUGCUCAAGUCUUUAAAGACAAACGUACAACAUAGAAUAUGACUUUUAUGGCGGAAUUACAAACAGUUUUUGGUGUAAUCGUCCUGGAUGUUGUUCUCGUGUACGGGAAAGAUUGUUACAAUUAUAGAGAAGAACCCCGCAUUCGAUCAUGUGAUUAUUGCUGCGGUGACGAAUAUGAACAGCAUUGCUGUAAUAACACCUUGCAAAUUGUAGGAUGUGUCAUUGGCGCGUUCUUUGUGAUCGGAGCAAUUAUUGGCGUUGGCUAUUUUUGUUACCGGAACAAGUCAAAGCGCAGACUCACGCAUGCGCCGUCAGCCCUGGGCAGGUUUGGAAUGAGAUCUCAACAAAACAACGUAAUUACAACGCAAGAGCGACAAAUACAACGGCGUAUACCAAGGAUUCCAGGAAACCGGGACAAUGCGGGCUAUGUUCCCACAUUUAGCUCCCAAACGAUGCAACUACCUGCCUACUAUCCGCCAAAUUACGUAAACAAUAUGCAUUCUAUACCAAUAGCUCCUACAGCGCCGAUGCCGCCACCAUAUGAAAUGACAAUUGCUCCGCCCCCUUACUCUGUGAGCAAAGGUGUCCCGCCUCCACCAGAAUACAACACUGUUGUUAGUCAUAUGUCUAAACCCGGACAUAAACCUGGAGAGUAUAGUGAUUCGAUGCCACCACCUACUGACUAGCUAUUCCAUUUAAGUUGGUUGCAUGUUUUGGUUGAAUUUAUUUUUAUUGUUUGCUCAUAAGGAAAUGGAAUGUAUUGCUUCACAGAAUUUUUCAGAAACCUUUAUAUCAAAGUGAAAUUGCUUAGUUUUUAAUCAUACCAUUAAUGUCUUUCCGUGUCUAAUUAUACUUGUGUUUCAGCAAAGUAAUUGACCUGUAGUGAUACAUAUUUAUCUUCUGUUCAAUCAAAAGCAACAUCGUGAUGAUGUCUAUAUUAAAAAUACCAUAAAGAAAACUUACAAUAUUUUAUUGUGUUGAAGAUUGGGUACAUUACAAACCGGUGCUGAAGGGCUUCAGAAAUGUUGCACUUUACAUGGUCUCUCAUGAACAAACUCGAUAAAUUUCUUUUUUUAAAACGUUGUUUUCAUUGUCUUUAGGGGGAUCUCCCAUUUUUUUCCAGAUUUUAAAAAGUAAAAACCAACAUUUUAGUUUUCCUUUUGAUAUGUUUUAGCCUUAUUUUACAUCUCCCCCACCUUUAAGAAUAACGACCUUAUAAAACAACUCAUAAAAGCGUUUAAUGAUUACGAUGAAAUUUGCGAAUCUCAUUCCCGGCAAGUCAAUAUGAAACCGGAAACGGAAAUUGCACUUCUCCAAGGGAAAUGUAAAUGGACCGACAGUAUAGGUUUCCAUUAUGGGUCGAUUACUUUGUUUGCAUAUCCAUCUUGUGUAUUUACAUAUGAAACUGCUGAAUAAUGUUUAUAUUUAGAUCAUUUAUUUAUUAUUUAAUUCACACACAUUUUCUUUUUCUUUCUUUUUAUUAUGAUCUAACCGUUAUGCACAGAUGUCUGUAUUUUGACAAACCUGACCUGGGAUUCUGCUGAUAAAGUUUGCUUAAGUCAAUAAUGUUUUGAUCCGAUAAGUUUAUUAACACUAACCCGUCUUGUGGUAAAAGUUACAGGUCAGACUAGUGUCGCUAGUGCUGUGCAACACUUCCCUUUAUGCCGCUGUUCCAUUUGAUUUUGGUAUCAAUAUAUUAAUAUCGAUAUGUUGAUAAUGAAUAGGUUCACAUACAAUGUAGGACAGUCCCAUCUCCUGUAAUUCAGUAGUGAAUAGGGAUAAUUUUGAAACAAAAUAUCAGACCAAACUUUAGUUGUUAAACAAUUAAUAUCAGUAAACGGCCAUUUGGUAAUAUUAAAAACUAUAUGUUACUUAAUCAUAUGCUCUAGUUGUUGUUAAAAUAUUGAUCUAUAUUCGUAUAGAUAAAUAUCAUAUGUAAGAAGUAUUUUUAUAUAGAUUUGUAAAUAGAAAACUAUUUUUUUCUCUAUGAUUGUCUGUGAUAGUUAAGAUUUGUUUGCAGGGGGGAUCUUUUCCGCAUUUUUUUAAAAAAAUUUAAUGUGUUAAUAUAUAUAAUAUCAUAUUGUUUUAAAUUAUGCGUUUAAUUGUUGUUUUUUGUCUAUUGUUUAAGUACUAUUUAUAUUCUUGUUUGCCGCCUCCUUGGAGAUUGACAUAAUGUGCUGAUGAAAUUUCUUGGUAAAUAAAGUACAUGCAUCAUGUAACUG